CUCGGGGCGCCGGCUUAAGGUGCCCGCGGAUUCCGCCUGUGGUCAAGGCCCCAUGAGCGAGGCGCCCCUGGUGGGCUACAGCAGCAGCGGUUCGGAGGAUGAAGCCGAGGCCGCCGCCGCCGCCGCCGCCGCCGCGGGGCGGAGCAAACCCGGGUCGGGGGGCCGCCGCUGUGGCCAGAACCCCCUUCCCACUCAGAGGUUCCCAGUACCUGACAGUGUGCUGAGCAUGUUCUCUGACGUGGAGGAGGGGCCCGAGGAUGACAGUACAAAACACGGGGGGCGCAUUCGCUCCUUUCCCCAUGAGCGCGGCAACUGGGCCACCCACAUCUACAUACCGUACGAAGCGAAGGAAGAGUUCCUGGAUCUGCUCGACUUGCUGCUGCACCGAGCUCAGACGUUCGUGCCCCGCCUGGUGCGGAUGGAGGAGUUCCACCUCAGCCUGUCUCAGAGCGUGGUUCUCCGGCACCACUGGAUCCUUCCCUUCGUGCAGGUGCUCAAAGAUCACAUGGCCUCUUUCCAAAGGUUCUUCUUUACUGCCAACCAGGUAAAGAUUUAUACCAACCAAGAGAAAACCAGGACCUUCAUUGGGCUCGAGGUCAGUUCAGGGCAUGCCCAGUUCCUGGACCUGGUUUCAGAGGUAGACAGAGUCAUGGAGGAAUUUGACCUCACCACCUUCUACCAGGACCCUUCAUUUCACGUCAGCCUGGCCUGGUGUGUGGGUGACGCACGGCUCCAGCUGGAGGGACAGUGCCUGCGGGAACUACAGGAAAUCGUGGAUGAGUUUGAAGACUCUGAGAUGCUGCUGCGUGUGCUGGCUGAGCAGGUCCGCUGCAAGUCCGGGAACAAAUUCUUCUCAAUGCCUUUGAAGUGAACCUUGCCCCAUGCCUCUCUCUAGGCCAUCUGAGAUGGAGGAGCUUGCUGCCAUCUGUGGUAUACCCGCAGCAAUAAGCCCUAAUCACACACUUAGCACUGUUGUAGUGGGCUCCUCUCUCCUGGUCCUUUAUUUUUGGUAGGUGGGUAGGUUGCUGCUGUGGUGCGGCCAUUUCCAGAAAUCACCAGUAGAGGGCAGCCCGGACCUCUAAUUCUUCUGUCAGUCUAGGAAAAGAAAAUGAGCCCUGCUGGGGAGCCCACCCCAGGGGAGUCCCCACUGAGGUCUCUCCCCUGCAGUAAUCUGUAUCAAUGCCAUUGGCCAACACACAAUUUUUAAACUCAGUGUGCCCGGACUGCCCUCUGUCAAACUGGGGGCUUCAGUGAGUCUGUCAUCCCCCCUUUAAUCUCCUUUAUUUAUCACUUUUCCCCUUCAUCCCAUCCUAUGCCAGGAGAGGUCAUUUCAGGGCCAGGGCACGGGGUGCUAAUUUGUGGUCAGCAGCAAUUUUCUUCAUUCCUUCCUCCCACUUACCCAGCCAGGUGCCUGGGGAGAGCCCAGCAGAUGUUUCUUCUUGGCUGGCUAUAGCUGCCGGCCAGGCCUCCAACACCUAUGACCCCUGGACUCCCCCAUCCUCUUUCCCAAAGAAGCACAGAGACACCUUCCCUCCUGGCAAAAUACUCCUGCCCUUGGGGCUGAGCAU
Messenger RNA from Arvicola amphibius (Eurasian water vole), 1568 nucleotides. RefSeq names its product U6 snRNA biogenesis phosphodiesterase 1 (gene Usb1). Gene Ontology annotation, molecular function: 3'-5'-RNA exonuclease activity. The record is from RefSeq and is a predicted model, not a curated record. Gene Ontology annotation, biological process: U6 snRNA 3'-end processing. Gene Ontology annotation, cellular component: nucleus. The coding region runs from base 53 to 871 and encodes 272 amino acids. The transcript has 7 exons. NCBI's taxonomy places the organism in Eukaryota, Metazoa, Chordata, Mammalia, Rodentia, Cricetidae.